CACUGAUGCACACUGAUAGGCAGCACUGACUGGCACUGAUAGGUGGCACUGAUUGGCAUUGAUAGGUGGCACUGAUGGGUGACACUGAAAGGCAGCUCAGAUGGGCACUGAUAUGUGGCAUUGAUGUGCACUGGUAGGCACUGACAUGUGGCACUGAUGUGGCACUGGCAUGAGGCACUGAUGGACACUGACAGGUGGCACUGCUGGGGCUACACUGAUCAUCAGGGCACACUGAUCAUCAAUGCCCUGAUGAUCACUGUCAGCGUGACAGCUCGAGAGGAGAGAAAUGCCGAUAACCGGCAUUUCCCUGUUUACAUGUGAUCAACUGUGAUUGGA
Molecule: messenger RNA, 336 nt
Organism: Staurois parvus
Lineage: Eukaryota; Metazoa; Chordata; Amphibia; Anura; Ranidae
Source: the annotation of a GenBank genome assembly